Messenger RNA from Asparagus officinalis (garden asparagus), 2162 nucleotides. RefSeq names its product ABC transporter G family member 8-like. Lineage: Eukaryota; Viridiplantae; Streptophyta; Magnoliopsida; Asparagales; Asparagaceae. The record is from RefSeq and is a predicted model, not a curated record. Gene Ontology annotation, molecular function: ATP hydrolysis activity; ATP binding; ABC-type transporter activity. Gene Ontology annotation, cellular component: membrane.
AUGCAAUAUGUCAAGUACCAAACUGAUCGCCUUGCUGCACUCGACAAACAAAUAGACCAUGAGGACAUUAUAGAGAAAACCUUAGAAGGUCUUGAUGAUGACUAUCGUCAAAUCGCUAAUGUAGUAGAAGGCAGGGACAAUCCCAUCUCGUUUGAAGAGCUUCAUGAGAAACUCAUCAACAGGGAACUCACGCUUCAGCAGUUGCAAUAUGUAUCAAUUCUGCAUCCCGCCACGACUAAUGCUGUGUCGACUAGACCCCGCCCCAUCGCCACCUUCACCCCAGACCAACAACAUUCCCGAGGAAACCCCACAACUCAUCAAGACCUACGAGCCUCCGGCUGCUCGAUCUCCUACACAAACCCACCGCCGCCCCCCUUCCCCAGUCCUCUCUUCAGCAGCAAGCCCUGUGCAGCUCACCCCGCCACCCGCUUCAUCCUCAGCCCGUCUCUUCACCGCCGCCCCCGCCAGACUCGCUGCCGUCGUCGCCCCAGCGGCGCAGGCAAGUCGACCGACUCCUCGACAUCUCUCAGCCUCCUGCGUCGCCCCCUCGUCCGGCACCUCCUCCUCAACUCUACCCCCCUCCACCCUCCUGCCUUCCGCCGCCUCGCCUACGUCCCCCAGCACGACUCCUCCCUCCCCUCCUCACCGUCUCCGAGACCUCCUCUUCGCCGCCCGCCUCCUGCUGCCGACCCUCCCUCGUCGCCCGCCGUCGCAUCCCUCCUCUCCGAGCUUCGCCUGUCGCACCUCGCAGACAAGAACCGCCUCUCCGACGGUUUGUCCGGCGGAGAGCGCCGGCGCGUGUCGAUCCGGGCUGAGCCUCCUGCCAAUGAUCCUGCCGUCCUCCUCCUGACGAGGCCGACGUCUGGACUUGACAGCACGUCCGCGUUCAAUGUAAUCCAGUCGCUGAAGUCCAUCGGCCGUGUGCGCGUCGGCGGACGUGAUACUGUCGAUCCAUUCAAGCCAAGCUUUAAACUGCUGUCGGCCAUUGACUCGAUCCUGCUUCUCUCGAAAGGGUCAGUGGUCCACCACGGUGACGUUGCGUCGCUCGAGCGGUAUCUCUACUCAGCUGGUUAUAGUGUCCCGGCUCAGCUCAAUCCGCUCGAGUACGCGAUGGAGAUCGUCGACCAGCUUCCGAUCACAAAAUCAUCGGCAUUUAGCCAGUCGUCACCCCCGCCGCCAGGGAAAUUCAAGAAACGGGCGACGGAGGUGCGAUACACGAGCUCGAGAGCUCGUGAGAUCGCCACUCUAUAUAUCCGCUUCUGCAAGAUCAUAUACAGAUCAAAGCAACUGCUAUUCACAAACACACUCGAAGCUUUAAUUGUCGGGUUUCUUCUAGGCACGAUCUACAUUCAUGUGGACUACAACAAACAAGGAAUGGACAACAGAUUAGGGUUCUUCGCAUUCACCUUGACCUUCCUCCUCUCCUCAACAACUGAAACGCUACCGAUCUUCGUCAACGAGCGCCCGAUCCUCCUCCGAGAGAUUUCAUCGGGGGUCUAUCGCCUCUCGUCGCACCUCAUCGCCAACACUCUUGUGUUCCUCCCUUACCUCUUCAUAAUCUCCCUUCUCUACUCCUUCUCCGUCUACUUCAUCGUCGGUCUCUGCAGCUCGUGGACCGCCUUUGCGAACUUCGUCAUGAUCGUCUGGACUGUAAUCUUAACCGCUAACUCUUUCGUUCUUUUCGUAAGUUCGAUGUCACCCAAUUAUAUAGCCGGGACGACGCUUGUCACUGUGUCACUCGCCGCGUUCUUUUUGUUCUCCGGGUAUUUUCUGUCAAAGGAGAGUAUGCCGGCGUAUUGGUUGUUUAUGCAUUACCUGUCGCCAUACAAAUACGGGCUCGAUGCUAUGCUGGCGAACGAGUACGCUUGCGAGGCCGGACGGUGUUUCGAGUGGUCGGAGGAGGAGCGGGCGGUGUGUGUGGUGGCGGGGAAGGAUGUGUUAGAGAGUAGAGGGUUAAGGGUGGGGCAGAGGUGGGAGAAUCUUGAGGUGUUGGUGGGGUAUUUUGUUUUGUACAGGGUUCUGUAUUGGGUUGUGCUUAGUAGGAGAGCUGCUAGCAGUAAGAGAUAGUUUUGUGCAUGAUGUUUUGGCUCGUGUUGAUGUGAGAAGUGUAAACUCUCUGCCCGUGAUAACUGAUUUGUGGCUAAUUUGUGCAUUUGUACCAA